Durusdinium trenchii is the source of this 1270-nucleotide messenger RNA. NCBI's taxonomy places the organism in Eukaryota, Dinophyceae, Suessiales, Symbiodiniaceae. The record is from the annotation of a GenBank genome assembly.
UCAAGGACAAGGCCUCAACGAGGCUCAAAUGGUCACAAUGGCGGAGAGCCAGCCGCUGACAGCCCGUCGACUGAGCUGGGCUGACCAGAAUGCUGUGCCUUUGGCCUCCACCAUCAUAGAGGCACCUCUGGCUGCACAUUUGGAGCUCGAAGAUGACGACGAUGAGGUUGACAGGCCUGGUGUCCGGACGCUAGAGAUGGGACUUCUGAUGCAGGGGUUUGCAUACAGAGCGGCGGUAGACCUGCCUUCCAAUGGGCAGCUAGUUGAGGUUGUUGGACCUUUGCCAGAAGGCAUAGAGAUCCUGGUCAAGGAUGAGGGCAGUCCAGAACAUCCCGCAGCUUUAUGGGUAGAAGCUGAGCUGAAGCAGCUUGGUCUCUUUCACCAUGGCUUUCUCGUCAGAAUCACUGGCGGCGAAUUCGCGGAAGUUGUCAUAAACCUCAAGGCUUGCGUAAUGGGUCCCAGAGAAGGACGACCAUCUAGGGUUCACGAAAAUGUGGAGCUCAUAAGAGCACUGGCGCCAGAGGAUGUUCUGGACAACACUGAGGGCAGCGCUUUCAGAAGAGCUGCGAUGCUUCUGGCUGACGAUGAGGAUGAGGAUGGGUGAGGAGUUGUCUCUAGCUGCCUCUGCAGCCAUCCGCGGUUUCAUGUGAUGUCACCAGAUGACUGCUCUUCGCUUUCUUGGCUGGGAAGGUUGUGCAACUAUGUAGACUAUGUAGCACACUGAAUGAACUACGUAGACUCGCUAGUCAUGCCUGCCUGUUUGCGAAGCUGAACUUCUGGAGACACCUGGCUCGUCCUCUCACUCCACACAUGUCAGCCAUGCUUGUGUGGAACGUCAGCUUUUGCGUCACCUCAGUUCGGUGUGCACAUGGGUCUCACUCAAGUGAAGUUGGAGGUGAGCGGCAUCGUGGCAACUUGAAAUUCUUUGUUUCCAGCUUGGUGCUCAUCGUGGCAACUUGUCAAAGCCUCUUGACCACGACUGCCAAAGGGCUCACCUUCUCUUCACUGUAGGAUCUCCUUUGAGAGUUGCGUGAAUCAAAGACUUUGACGGACUGCUUAGCUUGUAUCCACAACCGACACAAAGGAGAAAUCAAAUUUGAGCCGCUCCCCGCCAGCGGCUAGCGCCCUGCAGCCCGCAGCCCUGCAGGAAUGGACAUUCACCAGACUAAAUGCAGUCAAUCUGUGAGCCGAGAAAGAGGGUUGCUCCUGCAGCACUCAUGAGCCAACAUAAGUGCUCAAGACAACUCAUGGCCUGGCAACGUAACUCUUC